Taeniopygia guttata (zebra finch) is the source of this 474-nucleotide messenger RNA. It is a transcript of the gene RPS26, whose product is annotated as ribosomal protein S26. Gene Ontology annotation, biological process: translation. The record is from RefSeq and is marked provisional. Gene Ontology annotation, molecular function: structural constituent of ribosome; mRNA binding. Gene Ontology annotation, cellular component: ribosome; cytosolic small ribosomal subunit. NCBI's taxonomy places the organism in Eukaryota, Metazoa, Chordata, Aves, Passeriformes, Estrildidae.
UCCGGUUCUCCCUCAGAGCCGCCAUGACCAAGAAGAGGAGGAACAACGGGCGUGCCAAGAAGGGCCGGGGGCACGUGCAGCCCAUCCGCUGCACCAACUGCGCCCGCUGCGUGCCCAAGGACAAGGCCAUCAAAAAAUUCGUCAUCAGGAACAUCGUGGAGGCUGCUGCAGUCAGGGACAUCUCCGAGGCCAGCGUCUUCGACUCCUACGUGCUGCCCAAGCUGUACGUGAAGCUGCAUUACUGCGUCAGCUGCGCCAUCCACAGCAAAGUGGUUCGCAACCGCUCCCGCGAGGCCCGCAAGGACCGGACCCCCCCGCCCCGCUUCCGCCCCGCCGGAGCUGCCCCCCGGCCCCCCCCAAAACCCAUGUGAAGACCCCCAGAGAGGACCCCCGGAACCGCGGGACCCCCAGAGCAGCAUCAAUAAAGGAUCUGCCCCAAACCGCUCGUUUUUUGGGGGUUUUGGGGUGUCCUGA